AUGAAAGGAAGAUAUCAAGGUGGAAUGGAGAAAUGCAAUGUUGCAAUGAUGUUGCUUUGGGUUUUCUUUUCCUUGUGUACCAUUAUAGAAUUCAAAGUUGAAGCAAGAACAUUAUCAUCAUCAUCAUCUUUAGAUAGAGAAAUAGAAGCCAGAUUGAAGCUUCUAAACAAGCCUGCAGUGAAAUCUAUCAAGAGUGAAGAUGGAGACAUUAUUGAUUGCGUUAGCAUCUAUAAACAACCUGCCUUAGACCAUCCUGCAUUAAAAAAUCACACGAUUAAGAUGAUGCCCGAUUUUACUUUUGAGUCUCCAAACUCAAUUACAGUAGACACUUUCAAUGCAAGCUCUGAAGUGUUUCAAAUAUGGCAAAAGAGUGGAAGUUGUCCAGACGAAACUAUUCCUAUUCGAAGAAUUCGAAAAGAGGACUUACUGAGAGCUGAUUCACUUGAUCGUUUCGGACAAAAACCCAUGGAACUAUUUAAUUCAACAUUCCCCACAAACCUUAACUCCUCCAACUCCAACGACACUAACGAUGAAGUUAAUUUAAAAAAUCGAUCGGAUGCAUAUCUUAUGACAUACGCACAUCAUUUUAAUGGCGCACAAGCCAAUAUAAAUGUUUGGAAUCCAAGGGUUGAUAAGCCAGAAGAUUUCACUACUGCUCAAAUGUGGCUUAAGGCGGGAUAUGGUCGUGAUAAUUUUGAAAGCGUCGAAUCAGGCUGGACAGUUAAUCCAAAGUUGUAUGGUGACCACAGCACGCGAUUAUUCGUCUAUUGGACAAAAGAUACAUACAGAUCAACAGGGUGCUUUGAUCUUACAUGCUCAGGUUUUGUGCAAACAAACAAGAAUAUAGCGCUUGGUGCUGCCAUAGGACCUAUUUCAUAUCAUGAUCAACAACAAUAUGAACUCUACUACGGAAUAUUUAUGGAUCAUGACUCGAAAUGGUGGCUUAAAAUACGGAGAAAUAUACCUAUAGGUUAUUGGCCACCUGAGUUAUUUGGUAAUUUAAGAUACAGUUCGACGAUGGUUCAAUGGGGUGGACAAGUGUUCAGUUAUGAAGUCAAAGACACACGUCCUCACACUGGAACACAAAUGGGGAGUGGAGAUGCAGCAAAUGGUCGAUUUGGAAACGCUUGCUAUAUGAGUGGUGUGAGAAUUAGAGAUGAUUCACUGCUAUUGAAGUAUCCACAAUAUGUAACCACACAUGCUGCAGAACCCUAUUGUUACAAUACCUUAAAUGAUGCUCCAUAUGGACAAGAUCCUGUAUUGUAUUUUGGAGGGGCUGGAAGAAAGCCUCCUUAUUGUCCUUGA
Molecule: messenger RNA, 1305 nt
Organism: Lathyrus sativus (Indian pea)
Lineage: Eukaryota; Viridiplantae; Streptophyta; Magnoliopsida; Fabales; Fabaceae
Source: the annotation of a GenBank genome assembly